This is a messenger RNA of Tetranychus urticae (two-spotted spider mite), 1460 nucleotides long. The record is from RefSeq and is a predicted model, not a curated record. NCBI's taxonomy places the organism in Eukaryota, Metazoa, Arthropoda, Arachnida, Trombidiformes, Tetranychidae.
AUCAUUUAAACAAGUGUUAUUGCCGUUCAUGUUAUUUACUAAUUUACUUUAAUUUUUCCCAACUAUAUGUUAUUUUGGAUAGAUAACUGUUAGUAAAGUUUAUAUUUGUUGGAAUCUAUCACAUCUCUAGAUCGGAUCAUUUGUAUUGAAAAGUGAUUUAAGCAUUAGUUGCUUUCACAAUGUCUAUCAAUGAACUUCCAGAGGAAUGUUUGUUAAUCAUUUUUGAUUUAAUAAAUGAAUUGGAUGACUUAUUAAACUGCUAUAAAGUUUGCAGUAAAUGGAGCCAUUUAAUUGCAGAGCGAACUAGAAAAGUUAAAUAUUUGGUUGAAUAUCAAGAUUAUGGGUAUAGUUAUACGUUUGAUUAUGUUUACUAUCAUACAGAGGAACCAAUCGAUGGAACUUGUUUGAACGCUCUUUUUCCUAAUUUGAUGAUUGCCAAUUUUGGUUGGAAACUCCGUGAAAAAGUAGAUCAUGAAGAUAUUGUUACAUUCGUCAAACAGAAUAAAUCUUUAAAAGGAAUAAUUGAUCGAUUUCAUAACAGAGAUAAAUCAGUUUUCCAAUACUGUGAUGAUCUCGAAAUGGUAUCAGCGAAUUACAUUGAGACAUGCAUGGCAAAUAAUAGCGCCAGCAUUAAACAAUUGCUACUUUCGAGUUAUCUUCUAGGUGUAUUCACAACAGAUGCCCAUUAUUUUCCAAAUCUUGAAAGACUACACAUUUAUAAUAGGCUUGGUAAUGUUGAAAUACUUUUGGAGAAAUUUUUGGUAAUUGUAAUUCAUCUUUUAUCCAAAGACUGGCCAGAUUCGUUGUACGAUGGUCCCAUAUUAAGCAGACUCAAAAUAUUUGAACUGUCCUUAGCUAAUUAUGACGCUCAUUAUGGUUUCCAUUUCAUGGAUUCAUGUCCAAACUUACAAAGUGCACAUAUUAGAUUGUACUCUAAUCGGAUUGUUGGCGAUGGAUCAUUGAAACACGAAUCUUUGCAAGAUUUAGUUUUACAAUUUGACACGAAUGAUUAUAUUCAUAAAUUCAACUGGAAUCAAUCGAAAAGCUUGUUAAUGAAAUAUCCGAAUCUUAAACAUCUUGCACUGAGGAACAACCAGAGCCUAAAAAAUAAAGGUGUGCUGCAAUUGGUUAACAUUUUACCCAAUUUGGUGUUAUUCGAUGUUCGUUGUUGUCCAAAAGUCACUCAAGAGGCUGCUGCUUAUAUUCAAGAUUACAAUAAACUAUAUGGACGAUCAAUCAAAUUUUAUUUUGAUGGAAAUUACCAUGAAAUAGAAUCAGAUUGGCCUCAUUUAUCAUCUAAACGUGGAAAAAUAAGUCAAGGUUUCGAUUUCAUGAAACAUUGUUUUCUUAAAGAUUUUAAUAGUCUUCCUACUUUCUUGAUUCCCAGUGAAGAAUAAAUAAUCAAAUGUAGCCAUUUAUCUAUAGAUAUCUUCAAUACAUAUUAGCGAUAUGUAUCAAGA